Messenger RNA from Myxocyprinus asiaticus (Chinese sucker), 2266 nucleotides. RefSeq names its product clathrin light chain B-like. Gene Ontology annotation, biological process: clathrin coat assembly; clathrin-dependent endocytosis; intracellular protein transport. Gene Ontology annotation, molecular function: structural molecule activity; clathrin heavy chain binding. The record is from RefSeq and is a predicted model, not a curated record. The transcript is spliced from 6 exons. Bases 232 to 918 code for a protein of 228 amino acids. Gene Ontology annotation, cellular component: synaptic vesicle membrane; clathrin coat of coated pit; postsynaptic endocytic zone cytoplasmic component. NCBI's taxonomy places the organism in Eukaryota, Metazoa, Chordata, Actinopteri, Cypriniformes, Catostomidae.
UCAACUGUCUGCUACGCUCAACUACGCCGAGAGCUGCGCGUCAUUCAACUCAUAGCUAACCUGCCGCAGUACAAAAUAAAUAAUCCUCUACAUACUUUAACAACAUCCAAAGCUUUCUACGUUUACCCAUUAACAGCUCGCGUAAGCUUAAUUUCUUUUGACCGUCCUAACUCGCUCGCAGAACAAAACAGCCGGAGGGUUUUUAGAGCAGCCGGUGUUACUUUGUUAAACAUGGCUGACGACUUUGGCUUCAGCGCGUCUGACAACGGAGUUCAUGUAGAAGAGGACCCGGCCGCCGCGUUUCUGGCCCAGCAGGAGAAUGAGAUCGCCGUGAUUGAAAACGACGCCGCCGGGUUCGGUGCGCUGGAGGACGGUGGACCUCCGCCCUCGGACACGUACACGAUCAUCGGAGGUGAAUUUGGAGGUGCACCAGUCACCGCCGUAAACGGAGAUAUGUUUCAGGACAUCAACGGCACAACGGACAGCUACUCGGCCAUUGCUCAAGUGGACAUGCAGAGACAAGAACCUGAGAGCUUGCGCAAAUGGAGGGAGGAACAAAUGGCUCGGCUGGAGGAAUUAGAUUCGGCCUCUAAAGCAGCUGAGGCUGUGUGGAGGGAGAAAGCUCGGAAAGAGCUUGAGGACUGGCAUGUACACCAGAAUGAUCAGAUGGAGAAAAAUAAAGCCAACAACAGGAAUGCUGAUAAGGCUUUCUACAAACAGCCCAACUCUGAUGCCAUAGGCUUGGUAGCAUCUGAGGAGGCCUUCCUCAAGGAGUGUGAUGAUGACAGUCCCGGCACAGAGUGGGAGAAAGUGGCCCGGCUGUGUGAUUUCAACCCAAAAACCAGCCGUCAGACUAAAGACGUGUCUCGAAUGCGCUCUGUUCUCAUUUCUCUAAAACAGACUCCUCUGGUUCGCUAAAAUAACUCUCUAAAAUAAUGUUUCACAGGCUUUCUUUCUUUUCCCUUCUUGCACUUUAUUUUAGUGAGGCUGAACACUCUAACAAGUUUUUAACGGGGUCAUAGAUUGUGUACAAUUUAUUGUAUUUAAACUUUCUAUUUAUGUGCCCUGGUGUUUUGCUGGGUCAGAAGAUUUAAUUUGGCUAUUCCAUACAUUCAAGAAUUUUGUAAAUGAAGAAAAAUUACAAGUGUUCCUCAAAUAUUGUACAUAAAGUGACCAGGUCAAGGAAUUGAUGUUUAUUACAUGAAUCCCAAUGUAAGUGAAAUCAUUAAUAAGGCAGUAGUUUUACCAUAAUGCCAAAAAUGGUUUAGUCCAGCUUUGUGAUAGUUACAAUUAACUUUGUAUUGAUUGUUGUGAUAUUUACAGUUAGUACCCACAAACCAUCAGACAGCAUUUAUCCAACAGGAACCAUUCAGGGUCUUUAAUGUUAUACAGAUAUCUCCACAUGUCUACUGGUUUGUUUCAGUAUAGAUACAGACACAGUUUAGUUACCAUCUCUAACCCUACAGAGUAUUCUAUACUCUUCGUUUCUUUUCAUAAAUUGUAACAAUCAAUGCCCAGAUUUGGUAUUAUCUGCUUUCAUGUAUUUAUGUUCACUGCAAUGAGGGAAGUUACAUUUGUGAGCUUGUUAAGGUUCUUGUUUUAUUAUAAUUUACACAUUAGCACAUUGUCAUUAUUAGUUACAAAUGCAGCUCUUUUUAUGUCUGUUGUUCCCAUAGCAGUCAGCACUUGGGAUAUUUUCCAGCAGGAGUAAAAGAUCACAGCAGUUCCUAUUAUUCACAGGUGUAUUACCCUGCUAAUAUAUCAAAGCACAGCACUGCAAGCCUUCAUUACUUCCUGUACUUGGAUCGCAGUUCAUAUUGUUCUGUUAUGUUACUGUAUACACAAGGAUGAAUAAUUCUGAGUUUGAAGCACAUCUUUUGUCAAGUGUCGAGUUCCUUAAUGUGGCCUCAGUCUACAGCAUUGAAUUCUGUGCCUGAACCUUUGCUCACUGUGACUUACUGUCUAUCCAUAGGACUUCAUCAUCCGAGCUGCCAAAAUCUAAAAACAGUAGAACGGUAGCACAAUAAAAUAACAAUAUUGCUUUUUAUAGAACUUGGUCCAGAUGUAGAAUUUUUAAUUCUACUUGUUACGAGCUUGAAACGACUUAAAUGUUACUGAUUGUUUGUAUAAUUAAUAUUCACCCAACUGGGAGGCCUUGUUACAUUGAGUAAUCUGUGUUGCCUUUUGAGCUUUUAACCAGUUUACUUGCAUACUAUAAUAAAUGAUGGUUUCCUGUAGAAACCAUUUGCAUAUGUUUGACUCUAAA